This is a messenger RNA of Budorcas taxicolor (takin), 660 nucleotides long. RefSeq names its product PRELI domain-containing protein 1, mitochondrial-like. Lineage: Eukaryota; Metazoa; Chordata; Mammalia; Artiodactyla; Bovidae. The transcript is spliced from 3 exons. Gene Ontology annotation, cellular component: mitochondrial intermembrane space. The record is from RefSeq and is a predicted model, not a curated record. Gene Ontology annotation, molecular function: phosphatidic acid transfer activity. The coding region runs from base 1 to 660 and encodes 219 amino acids. Gene Ontology annotation, biological process: phospholipid transport.
AUGGCGGCGGUGGCAGCGGCAGCUGGUUGGCCCGCCCCGGCCGGGACGGCGGUGAAGUAUUUCCUGGGCCAGAGCGUGCUCCGGAGUUCCUGGGGCCAAGUGUUCCCUGCCUUCUGGGAACACUAUAGCAAGCAUGUCUUGACGGGAGACAUAGUGCACCGAGAGGUGACCUCUGACCAGAAGCUCCUGUCCCGCCGACUCCUGACCAAGACGAACAGGAUGCCCCGCUGGGCUGAGCGACUGGUUCCUGCCAAUGUUGCUCACUCAGUGUACAUCCUGGAGGAUUCUACUGUGGACCCACAAAACCAGACCAUGACCACCUUCACCUGGAACAUCAACCGCGCCCGGCUGAUGGUGGUGGAGGAACGAUGUGUUUACCGUGUGAACUCUGAUAACAGCGGCUGGACCGAAAUCCGCCGGGAAGCCUGGGUCUCCUCUAGCUUAUUUGGCGCCUCCAGAGCUGUCCAGGAAUUUGCUCUCGCGCGGUUCAAAAGCAGCGUGGCCAAGACUAUGAAGGAUUUUGAAUACAUCUUGGCCAAGCUGCAAGCCAAGGAAGUCAAGGAGAAGGCCAAGGGGAUGGCACUGGCAGCUCCCGAGAAGGCCAAGGACCUGGCCAGCAAGGCAGCCACCAAGAAGCAGCAGCAGCAGCAGUUCGUGUAG